Molecule: messenger RNA, 1049 nt
Organism: Physella acuta
Lineage: Eukaryota; Metazoa; Mollusca; Gastropoda; Physidae
Product: mitogen-activated protein kinase kinase kinase 3
Biological process (GO): protein phosphorylation
Molecular function (GO): ATP binding; protein kinase activity
Source: RefSeq, a predicted model, not a curated record
UUAUUUAAAGUGAUUAUAGCUUUGGUCUUAGAUAUUAUAGCUUUUGUCACAUAGGUUAGCGAUUUAGUCAUAGAUUAGCAAAUUAGUCAGAUUGAGAUUAAUGAUUUGUUCCAAAGAUUAACCAUUUGUUAGACCAAACAGACGAUGAGCGAGGAUGAAGGUACUGAUGUAACAUCGAUCUCACCGGAAUUUCCCAAAAACUGGAGAAAGGGAAAUCCCGUUGGGCAUGGUGGAAGUGUGUACGAGAUCAUAGACGACAGCGAGCCUAACGAGGUCAAGUUUGUGGGCAAGGAUGUGUCUGUGGCGACAGCCAGGACUGAUAAGGAGAAGAAUAUUCGAGAGCUGAAAAUUCUGGAACGAAUCAGACACCAGAGAAUCGUUGCGUUCCACGGGUACCAGCAGAAACCUGACGUCCUCACCAUCUUCUUCAAGUACAUCAAACUGGGCUCUGUGGCCAAGUUGAUAGCCGACCGAGGGUCACCGCUAGACGAGGCCACAGUUCGACUCUACACCAGACAAAUUCUCGAAGGUUUGAACUACCUACACAACAAUGAGCCGACCAUCAUACACAGAAACGUCAAAGGUGAGAACGUGCUGCUAGAAAGCCCAGGUAAUGUCCAGCUGACCAACUUCGGACUGUCCAAGAUCCUCCACAGCCAGACCAAGGCACGCUCUAACGUCGGCACCUCCUACUGGAUGGCACCAGAGAUCAUACAGGGGGCGGGGCUUAGCAGCUAUGACGUCAGAGCGGAUAUCUGGAGCGUAGGCUGCACCGUGGUCGAGAUGACCACUGGUCACCCACCAUUCCACCACCUGAACCCCAACCAGGCGGCUUUUAAAAUCGGCAGCGGGGAGAGGCCGGACUACCGGCUGCCGGACGGCACGUCUAGACAGAUGGUCAAGUUCCUGGAGAGGACCUUCAAGAGGAACUACAAGGACCGGCCUAGUGCUGAGGAUUUGCUCAAGUCUGAUCCGUUUGUAGCGGCAGGGAAAUUGUGAUGUUUUUAUUAUACGAGGGCGUCGCUAGGGGGUGUGUCUAAGGGGGAGGG